UGCUUGCCACAUUGGUGAUUAGGGGUUGAGGUGGGAAACAGGUGGUAAAAUGGGGUGGAUGAAGUAAGUGCUGCAGAAGCCAGUAAGCUGUUGCUACCGCUACCGCCAACCGAAAGGCUUUAGUGCCCCGGAAGUGGCUUUGACCUGAUGGUUUUGAAGAGGAGGCCGUCCCUCCUACUACGGUGGCCGGGGAGCUCGAGGUACCUGUAGCUGCGGUGCUGAGGUCGGAGCGUCUGGAUGCGUGCGGGCUGCUUUUGUGGGGGUUGCUACUAGAGCUGCAGCAUUUCCCGGGUUGGUGGCCCCUGCACAUUUGUACAGUUCUCCAGUCCUUCUGUUUCGUCAGUGCAAAAGAUUAAACUUCAGAAGAAUGCAAUCAAGUGAUGGCUUUUUCUUUAGAAUUUGAAUAUGGAGGCCACAGGAACAGAUGAAGUUGACAAGCUAAAAACUAAAUUUGUAUCUGCUUGGAACAACAUGAAAUACAGUUGGGUGUUGAAAACAAAGACAUAUUUUAGUAGAAAUUCCCCUGUAUUAUUGCUUGGAAAAUGUUACCAUUUUAAAUAUGAAGAUGAAAAUAAAAUGUUACCUGCAAGAUCAGGAUGUACAAUAGAAGAUCAUGUAAUUGCAGGAAACGUAGAAGAAUUUCGUAAAGAUUUCAUUUCUAGGAUAUGGCUAACCUACAGGGAAGAAUUUCCUCCAAUAAAAGGCUCAGCUUUGACAACAGACUGUGGUUGGGGCUGUACAUUGAGAACUGGCCAGAUGCUGUUGGCUCAAGGACUCAUCCUACACUUUCUUGGUAGAGCUUGGACCUGGCCUGAUGCUUUGAAUAUUGAAAAUUCAGACUCUGAAUCAUGGACUUCCCACACUGUAAAAAAAUUUACUGCAUCAUUUGAAGCAUCGCUUUCAGGGGAAACAGAACUCAAAACCCCAACGAUUUCUCUGAAGGAAACAAUCGAGAAAUAUUCUGAUCAUGAAAUGGGAAAUGAAAUUUAUCACAGGAAAAUCAUCUCUUGGUUUGGUGAUUACCCCUUGGCUCUCUUUGGCUUACAUCAACUAAUAGAAUAUGGAAAGAAGUCUGGGAAAAAAGCUGGAGAUUGGUAUGGACCAGCUGUGGUUGCUCACAUUUUAAGAAAAGCAGUUGAAGAAGCAAGACACCCUGAUUUACAAGGAAUAACUGUUUAUGUUGCACAAGAUUGUACAGUUUACAAUUAUGAUGUAAUUGAUAAACAGAACACUUCCAUGACCUCUGAUAAUGCAGACGACAAAGCUGUUAUUAUUCUAGUUCCUGUUAGACUUGGUGGAGAAAGAACCAACACCGACUACUUAGAGUUUGUAAAGGGUAUUUUAAGCCUUGAAUAUUGUGUGGGUAUUAUUGGUGGUAAACCUAAACAGUCAUAUUAUUUUGCUGGAUUUCAAGAUGACAGUUUGAUUUACAUGGAUCCUCAUUACUGCCAGUCUUUUGUAGAUGUCAGCAUAAAGGAUUUUCCUCUUGAGACAUUCCACUGCCCUUCUCCCAAAAAGAUGUCGUUUCGAAAAAUGGAUCCUAGCUGUACAAUAGGACUUUACUGUCGAAACGUUCAGGACUUCGAACGAGUUUCUGAAGAAAUCACUAAGAUGCUGAAAAUUUCUUCUAAAGAGAAAUAUCCCUUAUUUACUUUUGUAAAUGGUCAUUCCAGAGACUAUGAUUUUACAUCUACUACAACCAGUGAAGAAGACCUUUUCUCAGAGGAUGAAAAGAAAAGAUUAAAAAGAUUUAGUACGGAAGAGUUUGUCUUGCUUUAAAGAUUAGCACAUUUGUGCUUGAUGAGAAGAACUCCUUUGAAAUGGAAAAAGUGAAGAGAAACAAAUAUACUUGAAACUGGUUUUAUUUUCACAAAUAAGUUAAUUUUAUAUGUUCUUUAAAAAAAGAAAAUUUGAAAAUACACCAUUUUAAGGAUAUUUUUCUGAAAGAGAAAUGAUUUAAUGAAUCUUACCCUAAUGAAUAUUGAGUGAUUCUGGUUGCAUUCCUGUUUCCCUAAGAUCUGCUGAUGAUAACUCUGCCAUGACUGUAAGCCUUUUAGUCUUCAAAGUCUUCCACCUGAGCCCAUGAGUCUCCUCAAGGUUUUGUAAUAUAGGUCCCUGCCAAAGACUGGGAUUACCAAAUAGUUUUGAAAUCUUCAGUUUGUACUAAUGACCAGAGACUAGAGAAUGAAUCUUAAAUGCUGUCUAGCCUCCUGCUGUUAAUGCAAUUAAAGGAUACUUUUGGAUUUAUCUUGAUAAUUAAAUAGUAUUUGUAAGCUGCGAUAUGUGUAUAAUUAUAUAAGCAGAAUUGUGAGUUAAAGUAAUACUUAGCUGUGAUUUUAUAAUGGCUUGCUGUUGAACCUUCUAUGAGGAGUGAAUAUGAAGUAUUUGUUUUCCCCACAAAUUGAAAGGUUAUGUUAUUAAUUCUUAACUGCAUCUAAUCAAAUCAGGUAAAGGCAAUUAUAAAAUAGUGGUAGUGUUGUUUCCUAUCUCAAAAAUGAAAUUUUAUGGGAACUCAAUUUAUUAUGCAGUUUUGAAAUCUAAAUAUAAGUACCAAGAAAGAUAUCAAUAGAUGCUCCUCUAUAGGAUUUUCACUAUCUGUAUAAAGCAGUGUAGUGGUGUUUAGAAGUUGAGGCCAUCUAUAAGGAAUUUGCCUUAAGUGUAUUAUGUGUUACUUAAAGGCAAAUUUGCAGUAUAAAAGUUCAAGAGUUAUUAUUGAGCCAAGAUUAUAAAAUAAAUACUUUAAUAAAGUUAUGAGAAGAUGAACUGCCUUUGUUUUGGUUUUAAUGUUGGGAUUAUUUUAAUCCUUUUAUUUGAAAAAUCAUUGUCUCAAAUGAAUUCUGUUUAUUUAUAAUGAAGGCAAAUGAUGUUCCUCUGAAA
Molecule: messenger RNA, 2877 nt
Organism: Galeopterus variegatus (Sunda flying lemur)
Lineage: Eukaryota; Metazoa; Chordata; Mammalia; Dermoptera; Cynocephalidae
Gene: ATG4C
Product: autophagy related 4C, cysteine peptidase
Exons: 11
Coding region: 406-1779 (457 amino acids)
Molecular function (GO): protein-phosphatidylethanolamide deconjugating activity
Source: RefSeq, a predicted model, not a curated record